Molecule: messenger RNA, 2164 nt
Organism: Prosopis cineraria
Lineage: Eukaryota; Viridiplantae; Streptophyta; Magnoliopsida; Fabales; Fabaceae
Product: protein NODULATION SIGNALING PATHWAY 1
Exons: 1
Coding region: 99-1886 (595 amino acids)
Biological process (GO): regulation of DNA-templated transcription
Cellular component (GO): nucleus
Molecular function (GO): DNA-binding transcription factor activity; sequence-specific DNA binding
Source: RefSeq, a predicted model, not a curated record
UUCAUGAAACAUCUCUGCCCCAUGCUUCAUUUUAUAACUAUUUUUCUCAAACAAAUCAGCUAUUAGCUUCCCAUCUCUAUCUCCUUCCUCUUGGGUCAAUGAUCCCACACGCUCCUUCAAAAUUCUUCAUUGUUCAUUCCUUCAAUCUUUCUUUCCGUUUCUUGGAUUAUAUCAGAAAAGUUACCAUGGAGCCACCAAACCCAGCAUCGGAUCACAUUCUGGAUUGGUUUGAAGGUUCUGUUUCUUACUAUCCAUCUUGGAUGGAUGAUCCAUAUAACCCAGGUUGCAUUGUUGAAGAUUAUAACUUGUGGGGUCAUGGACAAGACAUGGGCCAACAAUUCCAUGUUGAUGCUGGCACUGGAUCUCCCGAUGCCGCCACCGGCACCGCCAUGUCUGCCGCUAUUAGUGGCGGCAAAACACCCACUGAGCCUUACAGUUCUAAUAAGCCACCAUCUUCUGAUCUGUCAAAGAAGAGAAAUGAUUCUGAUGAUUUAUGUCUCAAACCAUCUCAGAAUCACAAGUCCAAGAAAAUCAAGUGCCGUCCAGCCAAUGAAGCUGACAAUGGAGAUGCAGUUGUAGAAGGGACAACGGUUAAGAAAUCUGCAGGGAACAAGAAGGGUUCUGCUAAGGCCAACGGGAAUAACUGUAAUAACGGUAACAACAAAGAAGGAAGGUGGGCAGAGCAGUUGCUGAAUCCUUGUGCUCUAGCCUUGGCUACAGGGAAUCUGACUCGUGUGCAGCACCUCUUGUAUGUUCUCCAUGAGCUCGCCUCGCCGACCGGUGAUGCCAACCACCGGCUAGCUGCUCAUGGUCUCCGAGCACUAACACAACAUUUAUCUUCUUCUACUUCCUUUUCUUCCACCACAGCAUCUUCCGGGCCUGUUACUUUUGCUUCUGCAGACCCACGGUUCUUUCAAAGAUCUCUGCUCAAGUUCUAUGAGGUUAGCCCCUGGUUUGCCUUUCCUAAUAACAUAGCUAAUUCUUCCAUUCUGCAGAUUCUUGCUGAAGAAUCCAAUAGUUUACAAACACUUCACAUCAUUGACAUUGGGGUCUCUCAUGGUUUUCAAUGGCCAACAUUUUUAGAGGCCUUGACUCGCCGGCCUGGUGGACCUCCUCCACUGGUUCGCCUUACUGUGGUGACUGCGUCAGCAGAAAAUGACCAGAACAUGGAGACCCCAUUUGCAAUAGGCCCACCUGGCGACAACUUCUCUUCUAGACUCCUUGGUUUUGCCAAGUCUAUGAACAUCAACUUGCAGAUAAACAGGCUAGACAAUCAUCCAUUACAGAAUCUAAACGCCCAAAUUCUUGAUGUCUCGCCAGAUGAAACCUUUGUUGUAUGUGCACAAUUUAGGCUGCACCACCUGAAUCACAGCACUCCUGAUGAACGUAGUGAAUUUCUCAAGGUUCUGUGGAACAUGAAGCCCAAGGGGGUGGUACUAAGCGAGAACAACAUGGACUGUUGCUGCAAUAGUUGUGGGAAUUUCGCCACCGGAUUUGAGCGAAAAGUGGAGUUCUUAUGGAAGUUUUUGGAUUCCAUAAGCUCGGCAUUCAAGGGAAAAGAGAGUGAGGACAGGAGACUAAUGGAAGGAGAGGCCGCAAAAGCAUUGACAAACCAGCGUGAGAUGAAUGAAGGAAAAGAGAAAUGGUGUGAUAGAAUGAGAGAAGCAGGGUUUGUAGGGGAGAAUUUUGGCGAGGACGCGAUUGAUGGAGCUCGAGCUCUGUUGAGGAAGUAUGAUAAUAACUGGGAGAUGAAAGUAGAAGAGAACCAUACCAGUGUGGGACUAUGGUGGAAGGGGCAACCUGUUUCUUUCUGUACUUUGUGGAAGCUAAACAAGAACGACAAGGGUGGAUCGGCUUCAUCAUUGACACAGGUCGGCUUUAAGUGAGUGAAGGAUGGCUUCAGCAGAGAACACUACUGUACACUCAGAUGCACCACCACCAUGCUGAACUGAACUGGAAAUAGGAUAAGUUUGCAAAUUUCAGCGGCGAAUCGCGGCAUCAAAAUUCUUGUUCUCUACAUACUUCAAACCGUAGUUCUGGUGAAACUUUAGAUUGUAAUACUUAUUAUUUGUAAGAUAAAGAGAGAUUGCACAUUCUCAAUUCUCUCGCUCUUGAUCAUGCUGGGUGGUUUUUAAUGAGUGCAUUGCACCGCUUCAGAGUUGAA